Messenger RNA from Oldenlandia corymbosa var. corymbosa, 6885 nucleotides. The record is from the annotation of a GenBank genome assembly. NCBI's taxonomy places the organism in Eukaryota, Viridiplantae, Streptophyta, Magnoliopsida, Gentianales, Rubiaceae.
AUGGUUGGAGGAAGUAGGCCAGAGAUGAAUAGUAAUAGGAGGACACGGACUGAAGCUUUUAAGAAAGUAGCUCCCCAAGAGAUUCAGUACAUGAGAAACAAUAACUUCUGUUGGAAAUUUGGGGAUCAAUGGGGACCAGGCCAUCUAUGCAAAAUGAAGCAAGUUAAUAUGAUUGUGGCAGAAGAAGGAGAUGAUGUGGGUGAUUUCUAUCUGAUAGGAGAAGAAAUUGAAGAUGCUGGAGUGAUAGAGGAGAUUACUAAAGCUCAACUGCAUGCUAUAACUCAACUUGAAGAUUGUUGUGCUUUACGGGAUGAGAAAAGGAAAUUGAUAGUCAUUUUGGGUUACAUUGGAGACAUUCUGAUCAAGAUAUUAAUUGAUACUGGAGCUGCCAAAAGUUUUCUUGACAUGGUAGAUGGCCACAAGGUUAGAAAUGAUCAAGUGUGCCUUGGGACACAAUGGACUAUACAACAGCAUCACUUCAAGUUUGAUUUGAAGCUUUUGGAGCUUGGAGGAUGGGAUUUAAUUUUAGACAUUUUGCAUUUGCAUGUGGGAGAAGUCAUCAAAUUGAGUAGUACCCUGCAUGUGGGUUUAUUGAUUCUCACACUUCAGUAUACUCUGCUGUUCUUUCGGGUCGCUGAAUUGAAUUGUAAUGGUUUGAAGAACUACUUUUCAUCUUUGAUACCUAAGGUUUUCCUUAAAAUUAUGGAAGAGAGCCCACCAGUUAGUGCAUCCGAUGGGAAAAUAACCGGAAUCACAUUCAGUUUAGCAACUCGGGAAGAAAUUUGUAAAGCAUCUAUUAGUGACUGUGGCAUCAGCCAUGCAAGCCAACUCUCGAAUCCAUUUCUUGGCCUGCCGCUCGAAGUUGGAAAGUGUGAAUCAUGUGGUACUUCUGAGCCUGGGCAGUGUGAAGGUCAUUUUGGCUACAUUGAGCUACCAAUGGCAAUAUAUCAUCCUGAUCAUGUUGGGGAAUUGAAGCAAAUGUUGAGUUUGCUGUGCUUAAAGUGCUUGAAGUUUAAAAACAGAAAGCUUCAGGUCAAGAAUGUUGGCGUUAUUGAACGGAUGUUUUCGUGUUGUGAGGAGGUUUCCCAAGUUGUGGUCGAAGAGGUAAAAACUCAAGAGGGUGCAUGCUACCUGUUGCUGAAAGUACCAUCACGAAAAAAGGUUCAGGAUAAUUUCUGGAGUUUCUUAGAGAAGUAUGGAUUUCGAUACAGCAAUAAGAAUCACCGACCUUUGCUUCCAUCUGAGGUGAUGAGAAUUCUGAAAAAAAUUCCUCAAGAGACGAGAAAAAAGCUUGCAACCAAAGGGUUCUUCCCGCAAGAGGGAUAUGUUCUUCAGUACUUGCCCGUUCCCCCAAACUGCUUGUCGAUUCCUGAUAUAUCUGAUGGAACAACUAUUACGUCCAGGGACCAUUCUAUAUUUCUGCUGAAAAGAGUGCUGAAACAGAUAGAGGUCAUCAAGAAUUCGAGAUCCGGAAUGCCAAACUUUGAGUCACAUUUAAUUGAAGUCAACGAAUUACAGGCUGCCAUUUCAGAAUAUUUUCAAUUCCGUGGCACUGGAAAGGCUUCUCGAGAUGUGGAUGCUCGAUUUGGAGUUACCAAAGAGCCUACGUCCUCUAAAGCAUGGCUGGAGAAGAUGAAGACUUUGUUCAUCAGGAAGAGCUCAGGGUUUUCAUCUCGUAGUGUGAUCACUGGGGACCCAUAUAUAGGGGUUAAUCAGAUUGGUCUCCCUCUUGAGAUAGCACAAAAAAUUACCUUUGAAGAGAGGGUCUCUAAGCACAACAUCCGCUACCUUCAAAGGUUGGUUGACGAAAAGCUUUGCUUGACCUAUAGGGAUGGGAUGUCGACCUAUUCCCUGAGAGAAGGUUCAAAAGGUCAUACGUUUUUAAGACCUGGUCAAGUUGUCCACAGAAGGAUCAUGGACGGGGAUAUGGUCUUCAUAAACAGGCCUCCGACGACUCACAAACACUCCUUACAAGCUCUUUCAGUGUAUAUUCAUGAUGAUCACACUGUGAAGAUCAAUCCCUUGAUUUGUGGUCCUCUUAGUGCUGAUUUUGAUGGUGAUUGUAUCCACUUGUUUUAUCCCCAGUCCCUUGCAGCAAGAGCAGAAGUCCUUGAGCUAUUUUCAGUGGAAAAACAGCUACUUAGCUCUCACACUGGGAACUUCAACUUGCAAAUGGCGGCUGACUCCUUGUUGUCACUUAAGUUGAUGUUUGAAAGGUACUUUUUUGGUGGAGUUACUGCUCAGCAAUUGAUGAUGUUUGUAUCAGAGUUAUUACCUGAGCCUGCUGUGAUGAAAUCCUGCAGCACUGGCAAUAUGUGGACGGUUUUGCAGAUUUUACAGGCUGCAUUACCUCCUUCCUUUGACUGUAGUGGGGAAAGGUACACCACCCAUAGAAAUGCGUUGGUGAAAUUUGAUUAUAUCAGGGAUUUGUUGCAGUCAAGUUUCACGGAGAUAGUUACCUCUAUCUUGUUUUCAAAGGGUCCAAAGGAGGUUGUCAACUUUUUCAACUCGUUAACACCAUUGCUGAUGGAAAAUGUGCAUUCUGAAGGGUUUAGUGUUUGCUUGGAGGAUUUUUGCAUUCCGGAGGAGUACUAUGAUAAUGCGCAAGUAAAUUUGAGGAGUAUCACACAGUUGCUUCGUGGCAUGCGUUCAUCGCAAAGUGAGUCACUACAUCUGGAGAUAAACAACCGUUUGCGAGCAGUGAGAAUGCCCAUGUCAAACCUGGUCCAGAGCUCAUCUGCCAUUGGCCUGUUGAUGGAUUCUAAAAGUGAGGGUGCCCUGAACAAGGUGAUCCAGCAAAUUGGCUUCUUAGGGAUGCAGUUGUCAGACAAGGGACAGUUCUAUACGAAGACGUUGAUAAGUGACCUUGAGCAGCUAUUUCAAAGAAAAUAUCCAUCCAGAGGCAAGUAUCCCUUUGAGGAAUAUGGAUUUGUUAGAAGCUGUCUCUUUCAUGGAUUGGACCCAUAUCAAGAAAUGAUUCACUCAGUCUCUAGUAGAGAAGUUAUUGUCCGUUCAAGUCGGGGUUUGACAGAACCUGGAACUUUGUUUAAAAAUCUCAUGGCCAUUCUUCGUGAUGUUGUUAUUUGCUAUGAUGGCACAGUGAGAAAUGUGUGUUCAAAUUCUAUCAUUCAGUUUGAGUACGGAACAAAUGGGUUCAUGUUUAGUAAUGAGUUUGGUGCUGGGGAACCUGUUGGGGUGUUGGCAGCAACAGCAAUGUCCAAUCCUGCAUACAAGGCAGUCCUGGAUUCCUCUCCAAGUAGCAACUCUUCUUGGGAAAUGAUGAAGGACAUACUUCUGUGUGGAGUAAAUUUCAAAAAUGAUGUUUCUGAUCGUCGUGCCAUACUCUAUCUGAAAGACUGUGCCUGUGGAAGGAAAUUCUGCAAGGAAAAUGCUGCUUAUGUUGUCAAAGAUCACUUGAAAAAAGUCAGCCUUCAGGAUGCUGCUAUGGAGCUUCUGAUUGAGUACGGGGGACCAUUAUCAUAUGAUAGCUCUGAAAUUGAUAAUGGUCUUGUAGCUCACGUUCAUCUCAACCAGGAAUUUAUCAGAAGACAUAACAUUAGCAUGAAGACAAUUCUUUCAAAAUGUGAAGACACUAUUAGCUCACUGCAAAAGGGGAAGCGAACUGCCUCUAAGUUCAAGAGGGUUACUGUGCAAGUCAGUGAAUAUUGUUCAUUCCAGCAAUCUUCCAAUGGUAGUCCAGUUCCAUGUUUGACUAUUUUGCAAGGGGCAAGUGGUAGUGAUCUCGUAGAUCAAACUUCGCAUGACCUUGCUGAAGUGAUAUGCCCACCGUUGUUGGAAACCGUUCUCAAAGGUGAUCCAAGGGUCUCUGCAGCUAACAUAAUCUGGGUUAAUUCUGAUACACCAACUUGGAUAAGAAGUCCAACCAAAAGCCAGAAGGGUGAACUGGCUUUGGAUGUUAUUCUUGAGAAGCAUGCAGUGAAAAAGACUGGUGAUGCUUGGAGGGUUGUUAUGGAUUCUUGCAUACCUGUCAUGCAUUUGAUUGACUCCAACCGUUCUAUUCCAUAUGCUAUAAAACAAGUUCAAGAAUUGCUUGGGAUAUCUUGUGCUUUUGAACAGGCUGUCCAGCGCUUAUCAACCUCGGUUACGAUGGUUACAAGAGGGGUUCUGAAAGACCAUCUUGUGCUAUUGGGUAAUAGUAUGACAUAUGGUGGUAAUUUGAUUGGCUUCAAUAUUGGCGGUAUAAAAGCAUUGUCACGAUCACUAAAUGUGCAAGUCCCUUUCAUGGAAGCCACGUUGUCUGCUCCCAGGAGAUGUUUUGAAAGAGCUGCUGAAAAGCAGCAUGUUGAUUCUCUUUCUAGUGUUGUGGCCUCCUGUGCAUGGGGCAAGCAGGUGGCUGUGGGCACAGGAUCUGCAUUUGACCUUAUUCUGGACACGAGAAAGGUUGAACUAAGUGAAGCAUGUGGCACAGAUGUGUAUGAUUUUCUCCAGUUAGUAGGUGGUGGCUUUGCUGCAGAAGAAACUAACACAGGUUGUCUUGGUGCUGAAAUCGAGAAUCUGGAUAUGGAAGAUGAAGCAAUGGAUGGUGACCUUUCUCCUGUUCGAGACUCUGACAAACCAACUUUUGAGGAUAUUCUUGAGUUGGAUGGUAACUCAGACGAACAUGAUUGGAAGGGGGAUCCACCUCAAACCACUCAAUCGAGUGGUGGUUGGGAACAGGCAAAUAAAGGCCAGAGUGGUGGUUGGGAACAGGCGAAGAAGAGCGAGAGUGGUGGUUGGGAACAGGCAAAGAAGAGCGAGAGUGGUGGUUGGGAACAGGCUAAGAAAGCCCAAGGUGAUGGAGGAACCACUAGAGCAUCAGAUUCAGCUUGGUCUGCUUGGGGUGAUCGUGCAGGAGUCAAGGAAACAGGUUUCUCUAACGCAGAGAGUGGUGGUUGGGAACAUGCAAAGAAAGGCCACAGUAAUGGAGUAUCAACUAGAGCAUCAGAUUUAGCUGGGUCUUCUUGGGGUGUUGUUCAAGGAGACAAGGAAACAGUCUUUUCUAACACCUCGAAUAGUGGUUGGGAACAGGCGAAGAAGGACGAGGGUGGUGGUUGGGAACAGCCGAAGAAGGACGAGGGUGGUGGUUGGGAGCAGGCGAAGAAGGGCGAGGGUGGUGGUUGGGAACAGUUAAAGAAAGGCCAAAGUAAUGGAGUAACCACAACAGAGUCUAAUGUACCUUGGUCUGCUUGGGGUGCUGGUGCUGGGGACAAGGAAACAGGUUUCCCUAGCACAGUGAAAGAUGAUACUCUUAGCUUUGAUCAAUGGAAUGUAGAAAAAACUGAAAAAAGCUGGAAGAAAUCAGGUUCUUUUGUUGGGGGAAAAAUGGCGGACUCUGACACAGAUUCUCUUCAUGCUGUCAAAAGUUGUGGCAACUGGGAGGCUGCCUCCAACAAAGCACAAGGCAUUGGGAUAAGUAGCAGAGCAUCGGACUCUACUAAGUCCUGUUGGGGUCCAGCUGCUACCGAAGCUCUCCAUCAAACUUCUGCGAAAUAUGAUGAUGAAUGGGGCUCCAAGAAACCUCCAAGUACUGGCAAGCAAUUAGAGUCUUCAUCUGCCUGGGGGAAGAAAUUCGAUACUCAAGAAAAUUCAUCUUCAAUAGACAAGUCCACUGGAGGAUGGGACCAGAAAAAUGGACCAGGAAAAGCUGGUGAAGAUGAUACGGCAGCAUCAAGUUCAGGCUGGUCCACUUGGGGUGGCCGUCAGUUAAAGGAAGAUAACUUUUCAACUAAGCGACAACAAAGUUUUCCCAGCCAUGAUCGGUGCAGCAUAGAGGAACCUCAAAGCGCUAGCAACCAAAUCGGAACAUCAGUUGGGGAGCUAACAUUUAAUUCUGAGAUAAAUUCCACUCUUGGAUGUUGGGAACGGGAAACUGACAAAGGCCUGAAUGUUGAAACUCAAAGAUCAGCAACAGACUCUUGGUCCAGUUGGGGACAAGGUGCCAGCAAGCAGUCAUCUUCAUCUGCUUGGGAGAAAAAGAUUCAUAACAAGAGGGAUUCACCUACAACAGCCAAAGGUGGUGGAAGUUGGAAACAGGCAGCUGAUGAAGUCCAUGAUGUUGCGACGCAAACAAUAGCUGCAGAUUCAGCAUGUUCCAGUUGGGGAGAUGGCAAGUCUAAAACUGAAGAUGAAUUCUCAAAGUGUGCACGAGGAGCUUCCACCGGUUCUCCUGAGUGGGGUGCAAAGGAAUCACCUAAAGAGGGUGGAUCUUCUUGGGGCAAAAGGGUUUCUGCGAGUGAUACGUGGAGUAAGAAGAAUGAACAUCAAAGUAGAUGGUCAAAAGGGGAUGCAAAGAAGGAUGACCAUCAAAGUAAAUGGUCAAAAGGGGAUGCAAAUAGAAGUCGUCAAAGUUGGGGUUCUUCCAGUCGUGGAGAAUGGAAAAACAAGAGCAACCCUCCUAAUAAGGUUAUGGACAAUUUUAAGGCGGGUGGCAUGUUCACACUAACAAGGCAGAGGCUUGACCAAUUCACAGUGGAGGAGCAGGAGGUUCUUUCUGAUGCUGAACAGAUAAUCCAGAAUAUCCGAAGGAUAAUGCAUCAAACAGGGUACAAUGAUGGUGAUCUCCUGUCUCCUGAGGAUCAGUCAUAUGUUUGUGAUUAUGUGCUCAGUCACCAUCCAGACAAAGCAUCGAAGAUUGGAGCUGGAAUCCAACACAUUAUGGUUGACAAACACACCAAUUUCCAGGAUACAAGGUGCUUCUUUGUUGUCUCUACUGAUAAUCAGAAGCAGGAUUUCUCGUACCGCAAAAGUCUGGAGAACUAUAUCAAAGGCAAGUAUCCUGACAAGGCGGAAGCCUUUCUGGGAAAGUACUUCAAACGGACUCAACCUCGCACUGGAUCGACCCAAGAGAGUCCUACUGAAACUGGAACUCUGGGAGAAGGACAGUAG